Molecule: messenger RNA, 2388 nt
Organism: Arachis duranensis
Lineage: Eukaryota; Viridiplantae; Streptophyta; Magnoliopsida; Fabales; Fabaceae
Product: UDP-D-xylose:L-fucose alpha-1,3-D-xylosyltransferase MGP4
Exons: 6
Coding region: 968-2035 (355 amino acids)
Cellular component (GO): Golgi apparatus
Molecular function (GO): glycosyltransferase activity
Source: RefSeq, a predicted model, not a curated record
AUAUAGAAGUAUAUAGUAGAUAUAUAUAGUAAGAAUAAAGUUCAGAACAGCUACUCUACUUUGCGGAACUAAGACACUUUGGUUCCAAACUGUAUAAAAUAUAUUGGAUUAUGAGAAAGUGAGUGACACACAUAAAUUAUGGUAAAAUACUUACUGGUGGAAGUACCUCCCAAAUCUUGUAAAAGAAUGUGAUUAAGCCUUGAUCUCCAAAAUUUAGAUGUAUUUACACUAAAACUGCAUUGCACAAGGAAAAUAUAUUUUAUUUCAUACAAUCCAUGAAUUUUAGAGAUUUAUGAGGAAAAUGAUGCAUUGCAGUCGUCAUACUUAAUGCUAAUUGACCAUACUUGAUGAACCUGAUAAAUUAACAUCUGGUUUCUGCAGAAAAUAAAGAUUGAUAGCUACAUGAGAAAAGACUGGUGAAAUGAAAUAAUAAUGCAUUUUCAAAGUUUAUUUUGCGGACAGAUCCUAAGUUAGGUGGUUUCUUGCAUUCAUGGUUUCUGAACAAUAAACAAAUAAAUAAUGGAAAAAGAAGGGUAGGUGCUGCGUUGUUGUUUUGGACUAUUGAAGUGAGCUUAUUCUAAACCCUUCCUCUUCUCCGGAUCCGCCGUGCUCCACCCUCCUCUUCUCCAUUCUGCUGCACUCCACCCUCCGCUGCUCCAAAAUCCCUCUCCCUCAUAUUCUGCCACUUCUCCGCAUUGUAAACAUAAAACUGCCUCCAUCUUCUGCGCGUCACAUUCUUGCUCCUUCUCCUUCAUACUCUGCUCGUUCGAAGACCACCGAAGGGUCGAAUUUGAUUGGAUCCAUUCAAGUGUUGCCACAGCACCACCACCACCGUCACUACCUCUGUUUCUUGCUUAAUCUAAAUCUUCCAAUCUCAAAUCUCAAACCCCAAUAAUUUCAUCAAAGUCUCAAUCUUUUCCCUUCUCCACAACAACCACACUUCUCCAUUUCUUCUUUACGAGCUACGAUGUCAAUGUUUCUGCAUCAAAGAAGCUUGCACAAUGCCUUUUCGAACCCAUUUGCCGCUCCACCACCUUCCUCGGCCAAUUCCAAGAGACCCAUCUCCAUCCUCACCCCAACGACACUCUUGGUCCUCCUUUGCCUCGUCAUGGUGGUGGGUGUCUUCAGCCCCUGGGUCAAUAUCCCCCAUGGAAUCUUCUCAGUUUCGAAGCCUGCUGUUUCAAAGUGGAACUCAUACACAUUGGACCAAGCUCUCUCCUUUGUGGGCAAAAAUGGAACUGUCAUAAUUUGCAUUGUGAGUCAGCCUUACUUGCCGUUUCUCAACAACUGGUUGAUCAGUAUCACAAGGCAGAACCGCCAGGAUAUGGUUCUUGUCAUUGCUGAGGACUAUGCUUCACUCUAUAAGGUUAAUGAGCGUUGGCCUGGUCAUGCUGUUCUUAUUCCACCUGUGCUUGAUGCUGAAUCUGCUCAUAAGUUUGGAUCUAAGGGAUUUUUCAACUUCACGGCCAGAAGGCCUAGCCAUCUUCUGAAGAUUUUGGAGCUCGGAUAUAGUGUAAUGUACAAUGAUGUUGAUAUGGUCUGGUUGGGGGAUCCAUUGCUUCAGUUAGAAGGGAAUCAUGAUGUGUACUUUACAGAUGAUAUGAUUCCGAUCAAACCAUUAAACCAUUCUCAUGCUUUACCGCCACCAGGAAAAAAGGGCCGCCCUUACAUAUGCAGUUGCAUGAUUUUCCUUCGCCCUACAGACGGAGCAAAGCUAGUCUUGAGAAGGUGGAUUGAGGAACUUCAGAAUCAACCAUGGUCUAGAACCCAGAAAUCAAAUGAUCAACCUGCUUUUAACUGGGCUUUGAUGAAGACAGCUAAAGAGGUGGAUUUAUACUUGUUGCCGCAGGCAGCUUUUCCUACAGGUGGGUUAUAUUUCAAGAACAAGACAUGGGUUAAGGAAACUAAAGGAAAGCAUGUGAUCAUUCACAAUAACUAUAUAGUAGGUUUUGAGAAGAAGAUAAAGCGAUUUCGCGACUAUGGCCUCUGGUUGGUGGAUGAUCAUGCUGACGAAUCCCCGCUUGGUAGAAUAUGACCCUUGGAUGUCUCGAGUUUAUCGUCGGAUUUUGUUAGAGCAUUUAUUUUCGAAAAUUAGAACAUGGUUUCUGCCAAUUCAUUCAUCCGCCUAUCUGGUAGAGGCUUGAUGAAGACAUCCGAACUCUUGCUAUCAACAUGUGCUGCACCCAUACCAGCCGCCAAACGAUUCCUUGGCAGAUAGUUUGUGUUUCAUUUUUGUGCGGAAAAAGGUGCUUCAAAGAUGCUGGAUUGUAUUACAAGUCCAUAGAAGAGAAGGAUAGAAUUUAUUUGGUUCUUGUAGUUGGACUACAAAUGCUACUUAAAAUAAUAUUUAUAAGAGAAAUUAUAGGGAAUGGAUUUUUAAUUAACCAA